Messenger RNA from Megachile rotundata (alfalfa leafcutting bee), 901 nucleotides. It is a transcript of the gene RpS4, whose product is annotated as ribosomal protein S4. NCBI's taxonomy places the organism in Eukaryota, Metazoa, Arthropoda, Insecta, Hymenoptera, Megachilidae. Gene Ontology annotation, molecular function: structural constituent of ribosome; RNA binding. Gene Ontology annotation, biological process: translation. Gene Ontology annotation, cellular component: cytosolic small ribosomal subunit; ribosome. The record is from RefSeq and is a predicted model, not a curated record.
GUGUUUCCUGAUGUGUGUAGGAACAACGCGUGAACGUGCCUUUUCCGCUUAGAAAACCAAGAUGGCUCGUGGACCGAAGAAGCAUUUGAAGCGUCUUAACGCGCCUAAAGCAUGGAUGUUAGAUAAAUUGGGUGGUGUAUAUGCUCCACGACCAUCUACUGGACCCCAUAAAUUAAGGGAAUCUCUUCCUCUUGUUAUUUUCCUUCGUAACAGACUAAAAUAUGCAUUGACUAAUUGUGAAGUAACCAAAAUUGUGAUGCAACGUUUAAUUAAAGUUGAUGGGAAAGUACGUACAGAUCCAAACUAUCCUGCAGGUUUCAUGGAUGUCAUUACGAUCAACAAGACUGGUGAAUUUUUCCGACUAAUUUAUGACGUUAAAGGACGUUUUACCACGCACAGAAUUACUGCAGAAGAGGCUAAGUAUAAGUUGUGCAAAGUAAAACGUGUUCAGACUGGACCAAAAGGUAUUCCAUUCUUGGUAACACACGACGGAAGAACCAUUCGUUACCCUGAUCCCUUAAUCAAGGUUAAUGACACCAUUCAUUUGGAUAUAGCAACUGGUACAAUCUUGGACUUCAUACGAUUUGAUUCAGGUAAUCUUUGUAUGAUUACUGGAGGAAGAAAUUUAGGGCGUGUUGGUACAGUUGUCAGUCGUGAGCGUCAUCCAGGAUCUUUUGAUAUUUGUCAUAUUAAGGAUUCACAAGGACAUACUUUUGCUACAAGGUUGAACAAUGUAUUUAUCAUCGGUAAGGGUACAAAGCCGUACAUAAGCUUACCAAGAGACAAAGGUGUUAAGCUUUCGAUCGCCGAAGAACGCGACAAGAGGUUAGCAGCGAAAGGAGUGAAUUAAUGUAAAUUUUCAAGAAAACGUUCAAUAAACCGAGAAUUUCUUGGUCGAUAA